AUGGAUAAGCUUAACGAGCUCACAACAGACUUCACUACGGGCGUGCGGGAAGCUUUCACAACCGAUUUGCGUACGGAGAAGUUGUGCGAGAUGAUGGCGGUCCGAGUCCAAUUCAAAUGGGCAUUUUGA
Messenger RNA from Phytophthora nicotianae INRA-310, 129 nucleotides. RefSeq lists its product as hypothetical. The transcript has a single exon. Lineage: Eukaryota; Oomycota; Peronosporomycetes; Peronosporales; Peronosporaceae. Bases 1 to 129 code for a protein of 42 amino acids. The record is from RefSeq and is a predicted model, not a curated record.